Molecule: messenger RNA, 924 nt
Organism: Trypanosoma rangeli
Lineage: Eukaryota; Euglenozoa; Kinetoplastea; Trypanosomatida; Trypanosomatidae
Exons: 1
Coding region: 1-924 (307 amino acids)
Source: RefSeq, a predicted model, not a curated record
AUGUCUGGUGCUGCACCACAGGACGUGACGGAAAUUUUAGCCGGUGUAUCUACCCUGUAUGAGGCACUCGAAUCGAUGUGCGUGAGAAAUGGCGAUAAGUAUAUGGAAAUCAUGAAAAUACUUCCCAAGCGCGACGCUGAUCAUCAGACUGAGGCGCUAUUGCGGGAAAUUUCUCGUCUGGUGCCUUCGGAGCCAUUUGUGGCUGUAUUUGGUAAAACGAGAGCGCCUGCCAUGCUGUUUUUUGCACCUACACUCUUGUUGAAAGCAGCAACGCUGCUGGCGUCCCCACAGGGUGAUAUUGACACCUCUGGCGAGGAGUGGUGCGCCAUCAGUAGCUUUCUCCUGGCGACACAGAGUGAUCUGCUCGCCUCGCCGGGGCAGCGGGUGGUGCGAGUUGUGGCACUUCCGGAUCCUCCACACAUGCCCUCGAUUAAGCACACACGUGCAUGGUCAUCAAUUCUCAAAAAACCCCUUUUAGAGGAUGUGGUGCCACUCCCACCUUAUGCUUCUCAUUUAAAAGAUGUGCUAGACGCGGCCAACUUUGGGUGUGCGAUGUACUUUAUCAUCUGUGGACUUGUGCACUUGUUGCAGGUUAUUUUGACAGCCCCAAAACGCAUUGUUUGUGGUUCAGGGACGCUGGGAUUAUGUAGGGAAAUAGUGCGCUUAUUGCUGUCACCAACUGUCUUAAUUUAUGGUUCAAAAGAGAUAAAUAUCCAGGUAGCCAGCGCCUCUCUGCUUGUUGCAGUAAGAGGUGCGCUUGACAUGCGAGAGGCCGUUGGCGAAAUGCGACAGGAACUACUAAUAGAGCAGUGGAUCAUCUCUAUCCGAUGUUGGUUUGAUUUGGCCACUCAGUCUGGUAACGCCGCAUGUAUGCAGUUCCUGUUUCCCUACAUGCUUUCUUGGGACAUUUUAUUAAAUGACUGA